Paramecium octaurelia is the source of this 645-nucleotide messenger RNA. The record is from the annotation of a GenBank genome assembly. NCBI's taxonomy places the organism in Eukaryota, Ciliophora, Oligohymenophorea, Peniculida, Parameciidae.
UUUUAAGAAUGCAGACUACUAUAACCGAUUCUGGAAAUUAUUAGAUCAUUGAAAACUCUUUUCUCUAUCUGGAUGAAGAGAAAAUAUAAAGUGAAAUAUAAAUACUUGUGUAAUAACUUCAAGGGGCAAGAAAGAAAUUAUAAGCAAUUCAUAAUGAAAAGUUACUAGAAACUUAAAAGGAGGUUUAAAAAUCACAAGAAAAUUAUUAUUGUGAAUCAUUGGAAGACAGCAAUUUAUUAAACAGCAAAGAAAUAAAAAUUACUUACUUUGAAAGCAAAUAAAUUGAAAAGGUCUUAACAGAACUGAAAGAAAAAAUAGAAUAUCUUCAUGAGAAAUUAUUUUAACAUGGUCCCCAAGAAAAUUUGGAGAAACAAAUUUACGUACUUUCAGAUCAAUUAUCUAAAGAGAGAGUGAAGUCUUCAAAAGAUAUGAAAGUGAUUCAAGAUCUUAAAAAAUAAUUAAAUUAGAAAAGCAAUUAGCUCAUAGCUAGAAAUGAUACACUCAUUAAACACGUUAAAGAGAUGUUGAAGCCAGUGGAUAAUGUGGAAUAGGAUGAAGACGUAAAUUUUGUUGAAUGAGGGGGUAUUUGAAUUUAUUUAUAUAAAAUAAAGCAAUAUGGGAUAUCUUUUAUAAAUUUUACAUUAA